Propithecus coquereli (Coquerel's sifaka) is the source of this 1147-nucleotide messenger RNA. RefSeq names its product interleukin 22 (gene IL22). The record is from RefSeq and is a predicted model, not a curated record. The transcript has 6 exons. The coding region runs from base 64 to 603 and encodes 179 amino acids. Gene Ontology annotation, cellular component: extracellular region. Lineage: Eukaryota; Metazoa; Chordata; Mammalia; Primates; Indriidae.
CAGAAUCAUCCGAACAGAUUCUCCUGUCUCGGUUGCCAAUUGCUCGAGUUAGAGUUGUUUGCAAUGGCCGUCCUGCAGAAAUCUGUGAGCUCCCUCCUCCUAGGGACUCUGGCCGCCAGCUGCCUCCUUCUCACGGCCCUGUCGGUGCACGGAGGAGCAGCCGUGCCCAUCAGCUCCCACUGCAGGCUUGACAAGUCCAACUUCCAGCAGCCUUAUAUCACCAACCGCACCUUCAUGCUGGCUAAGGAGGCGAGUUUGGCAGAUAACAACACAGACGUCCGUCUCAUUGGGGAGAAACUGUUCCGCGGAGUCAGUAUGAGAGAGCGCUGCUAUCUGAUGAAGCAGGUGCUGAACUUUACCGUUGAAGAAGUGCUGCUCCCCCAGUCUGACAGGUUCCAGCCCUAUAUGCAGGAGGUGGUGCCCUUCCUGGCUAGGCUCAGCAACAAACUAAGCCCAUGCCACAUCGAGGGUGAUGACCAGCAUAUCCAGAGGAAUGUGCAACAGCUGAAAGACACAGUGGAAAAGCUUGGAGAGAGUGGAGAGAUCAAAGCAAUUGGAGAACUGGAUUUGCUGUUUAUGGCCCUGAGAAAUGCCUGCAUUUGACCAGAGCAUAGCUGGAAAAUGAAUAACUAAACCUUCUUGCCUGUUAGAAAUCACAAUAAGAUCCCCAAAGGGUUUUUUUACCAAAAGGAAAAUGGGAAGCCAAACUCCACCAUCAUGGGUGGAUUCCAAAUGAACCCCUGCUUAACUUAAAAAGGAAACCAAUGUAACUUCUGUUCAUGAGACCAGAAGGUAGACCUUCUAAGUACAGAGAUAUUUAUAACAUUGUAUUGUACCUAGUGUUCUAUGCACAGAAAAUAAUUUAUUUUUCAAGCAAUUGUCUAUUUCCAUAAAAAAGAUUACUUCCCAUUCCUUUUGGGAAAAAAACCCUAAAUAACUUCAUGCUUUUAUAAUCAAUACCUUAUAUUUAUAAAUUUAUUUAUUGUUAUAAGUACACAUUUUAUUUAUGCUAUUUUAUUAAUAUAGAUUUAUUUAUAGAAAGAUUAUUUGAUAUUGCUACUUGAGUAUAAGUCUAAUGUUAAUAUUUAUAACAGUAAUUAUGGAGCUAUAACAUGUUUAUGUGACCUCAAUAAACACUUGAAUAUCC